Molecule: messenger RNA, 4320 nt
Organism: Diachasmimorpha longicaudata
Lineage: Eukaryota; Metazoa; Arthropoda; Insecta; Hymenoptera; Braconidae
Gene: NAT1
Product: eukaryotic translation initiation factor 4 gamma 2
Exons: 4
Coding region: 515-3112 (865 amino acids)
Cellular component (GO): eukaryotic translation initiation factor 4F complex
Molecular function (GO): protein binding; translation initiation factor activity; mRNA binding
Source: RefSeq, a predicted model, not a curated record
AUCAUUAGAAAUCAGCUCAAGUUCAUACGUCUCUCUGUGUUAAUUAAAGUGCUAAUACACGAACAAUAGCAACGGUGAUAUUAUUUUAAUCGUGAUAAGUAUUAAAGUGUUCAAUUGUUGGAAGGAAAAAAACGAUACCUCGGGAUAAAGCAUCGAGGUAGGACAGAAUUUUCUCGAGGCUUCCUACCGGAAGUUCUCUGUGCUGUAAUUUAUCACUCAGGGGGCCAACACACGCGCAACAACGGACAACCCCACAGGACCGGGGGGUGCUUCUCGUGUCUCGGGAGGAAGGUCAGGGUCCUCACAGUAACCUUGGCUUUUACAGCAAAAACAAAAAAACAAAUUCAUACCUACAUUUAUUAAGCCCUUACUAAGUCCCAAAGUCGCUGAGCGAAAAAGAACAUUUGAGAUACGAAGUUUAAAGCGCUUCGAGUAGUUUAUCCGAAAAAUCUUAAACAAAGUAACACAUUUGCGAGUCGCCUGCAUUUAUCAACCACCGAGAUUAAAAAGUUCGAUGCCUUCCAGGGACGAUAAUCGCUCCCUAUCCACUGAGCGACGCUGGAUCCCUCCUUCAACUGUUAGACGCGAUGCUUUCACCCCAGAAAACAGAAAUGAUUUCAUCUUCCGUAAGGUGCGGGGUAUUCUUAACAAGCUCACACCGGAAAAGUUCGCAAAGCUGAGCAACGAUUUGCUCAAAGUUGAGCUCAAUUCCGAUGUGAUUCUCAAAGGUGUUAUUUUCCUGAUCUUUGAAAAAGCACUCGAUGAACCCAAGUACAGUUCUAUGUACGCACAGCUGUGCAAACGGCUGGCCGACGAAGCACCUAAUUUUGAAUCCCAAAGGCCAACAAUCGAAGGUCAAAAAGCUCAAAGUACAUUCAGACUAUUGCUCCUCAACACGUGUAAAGCAGAAUUCGAAAAUCGUUCAAAAGCCAAUGACGCAUUCGAGGGACAGGAUGAUCUCGGGCCGGAGGAGGAGGAACGCCGUCAAUUGGCUAAACGAAAAAUGCUCGGUAAUAUCAAAUUCAUCGGAGAACUUGGUAAACUUGAAAUCGUAUCCGCGUCUAUACUGCACGGCUGUAUCCAGCAGUUGUUACAGCAUAAAAGACGAGCCAAGGGACCCAGGGGGGACAUGGCCGAGGAUAUCGAGUGUUUGUGUCAAAUUAUGCGUACAUGUGGCCGUAUCCUUGACUCGGAUAAGGGCCGAUUCCUCAUGGACCAAUACUUUGAACGUAUGAACUCACUGGCUGAGAGCUGUGAUUUACCAUUGCGCAUACGUUUUAUGUUGCGUGACGUUAUUGAAUUACGACGCGACAAUUGGGUACCACGUAAAGCAACAAGCACCGAGGGCCCAAUGCCAAUUAAUCAAAUCCGCAAUGACAACGACGACACCUCAAGAAGCACAAGCUCUUAUCACAACAGACAACGUGAGGAUCGUCUUGGUGGUAAUGAUUUUCUACGUAAAAUUGGCAGACCCGGUAUUGACAUGGAUAUUGUUGGCAGUAUACCACUGUCAUCACCAUCAUUUGGAUUAUCACCAUUCAGUCCAAAUGGCUUUCCAACACCACCAACUGGUGGUUAUGGCCGGCAGAAUCAGCGUAAUCAAACACCAGGUGGUUAUUUUCCAAAUCAAAAUAGACAUCAGAAUAAUUAUCCUGGUAAACACAAUCAACAACAACAUAAUUCACCCCAGAAUUACAAUAACAAUGGUAACAAGGAUCAGUUGCGUUUCAAUAAAUCCAAAAUGCUAAUUGGACAUCCUGAGGAGGUAUCACUCCGUCCAUCAACAACAUCGAUGAUGUUUAAUAAACAGGCUACUAUUAAACCAGCUAGUCUACCCUUGACUUCAGAUAUAUUCCAAGGUCGUCCUCUUGAAUCACCUCUGAUGAGGGCACCAGCAAUCAAAACAACUCCACCAUUACCGCACAAAGAAACAUCACCGGCUAUUGUUAUCAAACAGGGCCCACUUGAUAAACGCGAUAAGGCACGUGAUCGCAAAGACAAGGGCCCCACUAGGGAGGAAAUUGUUAAGAAAGUUAAUGCUAUGAUGGAUGAUAUGUCAUCGGAGACUAAUGUUAAAGAUGCUAUCACCAGUUUCAAGGAUCUCAAGGCACCAGAGAGAUUCAUGCGUCAUGCUGUCUACACUAUUUACUCCAAUACACUGGAGAGAGGGGAUUCGGAGAGAGAAUUUGCUGUUAAAUUUGUCGCUGAAAUGAGAAAGGAGAGUCUGGUUACUGUCCAACAGAUGAGCGAAGGUUGGAAGGAACUCAUUGCAAGUAUUGCUGAUAAAGAGAGCACUGUGCCAUGUGUUGCCUCUCAUGUUGCAUCUAUUACGGCCAAGGCCAUUGUCAACAGUUUGAUGCAUCUUCAGGAUCUUGCUUCGGUUACCGAGAAUGGACAGCAUCAUCCCCUGUUUUUGCUUACUCUGCAGCAACUGCACAAGAGCCAGGGUAAAGCUGUUCUAACACAGAUAUUUAAUGACAGUAAAGUCAAUCUUAUGAGCCAAUUACCCGAGGCCGAGAAGACCAAGGAAAGACUUGGAGAAAUUCUCGAGGAUCGUGAACUGACAUUCUUGUAUCCUCUGUUGAGGAUUCAGGGAGAUAUGUGGCGUCAGCUGGAAAGCGAUCCCAGUCCACAGGCUUUCUACAAGUGGAUUAAGGACAAACUAGAUCCUGCACAUCAUUCUGAUCCGGGAUUUAUCAAUGCACUUAUGACCGUCCUUCUCAAGUACAUAACGCAGGAAACUACACUUGCCUCUGGUGUCGACACAUCGAGCGUACCAGACAAGUCCCUGCAGGAGAAGGAACGUGGACUCUUACAAAAGUACACCCGUGUACUCGAGUCAUUUCUCACUACCAUCGAUGCUCAGGUAACUGCCGUUCACUCGCUACAGGUGUUCUGUCUGUCGCAUGAUUUCCCAAAGGGAAUGUUGCUGCGAUGGUUCGUGGCACUCUAUGAAUUAUCAAUUAUCGACGAAGAAGCCUUCAUCAAGUGGAAGGAGGAUGUCACCGAUGCUUAUCCUGGCAAAGGCAAAGCCUUGUUCCAAGUCAACUAUUGGUUAACCUGGCUCCAGGAGGCGCCUUCUGAGGAGGAGGAGGACGAGGGAGACAACUAGAUAAAUUUGUUGGGUAAACCGCCCGAAGACAGGGGCUCACAAUCCCCGACCCAAACGACAACCUAUUAUUUCACAUAGGGUUUUAAUAUCCGUGCUAACGCUGAUCCGUGGGUUUCAGUUUUACUUGUUUACGUUGUCUCUUUCAACAAACAACAAAAAAAAGCAAAAGGAAAAAAAACAGAAAAAUCAACUGAAAAAACUUGAAAAAAAAAAAUGAAAAAAAUCAGAGUGAACAUCUUGUGAGAGACCAGGAGGGAAGAAGGGGUCGUGCACGCUCGUUGAAGAUGCCGAAGACGAGGAGUUGAUGCAUCCAUAAUUCGACAAAUGAUACUUUAGUGGGAAGGGGGAAUGGGGAACAGGAGAAACGUGAAAUUAUUGAUCAACUGAGAAACAAAAUGGCUAGAACAGUAUGCAACGACUCAUGAAUGUGUGUGUGAGUGGGGAAGCGUGUCAUGUGGAGACCCCGAAGGCAGAAGUUUUAAAUGUUUUAGAUAAUUGAAUACUAAUAUUGAUUUAUAUCUGAAAAUGGGAAAUAAGAAAAUGAACUUCAGGCCCCUGAACUUUUGAAAUAGUAGGCCAUUCAAUUUGUUUUUUCUUUGAUUUGUUGGUAAUGAUCAUUGGUACAUGGGGGAGGGGGGUCAAUUAACAGAGCUAUUGAUUACGUGAAAAACGACUAAAUACGAAAACUAUUAAAAUUAGUUACGAUCAAUUUUGUGUUGUCCAAGUUUUUGUCUAGUAUUGUGCGUGUGUCACAUUAAUCAACUUUUUUUUUCUUCUCUUUUGUAAGUCUUUUUUGUCCAUUGGACCUUCAUAGAAGUAUAGCCAAGUCAUUUGUUAUAUCUGUGUACAAUCUUUUACAUUUGUUAUAGAAGAUGAUCAACAAAUGUGACAAUUCGAAAGGAAAAAAAAUAUGAAGUGCAGACUUUUCCAAUGAAUUGAUAAACUUAAUUGAUUUGAAUUUGUGGAGAAUGGGGGGAAUAUAAUAAAUAUAAAAGUGAAUGGAGAUUUUUUGGUGUUCAUGGAGCCAGGGGGCAAUCAAAUGUCAUCUGCUUGCCAUUAAGAGACUCUAGACUUCAUGAAUCAUUAAUUAAGCAUCCAUUAAAACUUAAGGUAACAGAGACAUUAGCUAGACUUAGUGGCAUCGAUUUGAACAAAAAAAAAACGUGCAGGAAACUGGAUGAAUCAAUAAACUUUUGCCUCUUGUGUAA